Molecule: messenger RNA, 4554 nt
Organism: Bicyclus anynana (squinting bush brown)
Lineage: Eukaryota; Metazoa; Arthropoda; Insecta; Lepidoptera; Nymphalidae
Gene: C/EBP
Product: CCAAT/enhancer-binding protein
Exons: 2
Coding region: 155-991 (278 amino acids)
Biological process (GO): DNA-templated transcription; regulation of transcription by RNA polymerase II
Molecular function (GO): RNA polymerase II cis-regulatory region sequence-specific DNA binding; DNA-binding transcription factor activity, RNA polymerase II-specific
Source: RefSeq, a predicted model, not a curated record
GCGCGCUCCGCCAGUCCGCGCCCGGUCGUCGGAGUGACAAUACGUGUGCGUCCCUCGCGAGUGCCGCCGCGCGCCGUGCAUGUGCUCUAGUGACCCUUAGUGCCCUGAAGUGGAGACUCGCAGUGCGACCGCUGGGCCGAUCGGCCCUGGCGGCAUGGAAUCCCCUCAGAUGUACGACGCUACCGCGGCUCCGCCACCGCCGCCGCAGCCGGACCUGAAGAAGGCCGGAGAUGAUAAAAGAACCCCGUUCCCACCGCCGGACUUGGACGAGCUCAAUGGACAGGAAAUCAGUUUGGAUUUACAGCACCUCAUCGAGGACCAGUUCCGAGGCGAGGAGACGAUGGCGUUGUUCCAGGAAAUAUUGCCGGGCGGGCGGUCUCCGCAACAGAGGCCGUUUGCGAGAACUACCCUCGCGUACAUGCCACAGCCGGUGCAUUCAGGGGCGUCCUAUGUCGCGCCUGUCCCGGCGAAUUCUCACGAACAAGCUCCACCUAUCAAAGAAGAGCCUCCCGAGCCUCAUGAUUUUCGUCGAGCGGUGACAUGUGCUCAAUAUACAGGUCAAUAUAACCCGCACCCCCCAGUAGGUGUUAGCGGUCCUUACGGGGGCGGUUUUACUCCAUUGCCUCCUCUGGGGGCUCCUCUGUUACCUCCACUUCUUAAACACAAACAGCCGCCAUCGAGGCGAUCCUCUGGAAAGGCAAUAGAUAAAGGCACAGACGAAUAUAGAAGGAGGCGGGAACGCAAUAAUAUAGCCGUUCGAAAAUCCCGCGAAAAGGCCAAAGUGCGUUCCAGGGAAGUGGAGGAAAAAGUGAAGUCUUUGAUAAGAGAGAAAGAGGCUUUGCUGAAGAGGCUCGAAGCUGUGACUGGGGAGUUGAGUUUACAUAAGCAGAUGUAUGUUCAUCUUAUUAAUCUGAAUCAUCCGGAGAUCACGGAGCUGUGCCGGUCAAUGUUGCAACUGGGAGCUCCUCAUGGGCCGGAUCAUUCGCUUUGACCGUAGGUCUGAAUGGCGUUGAAUUAUAAAUAAAAGGACUCCGUGUGAUAUCAUGCAUUAGACUUUAAAUAAGUGACGCCUCUUCUAAAAAUAAGCUUAGGUAGCAAAAUUAUAACUUUGUGAUUUAUACAGUUUACUUACUUUUAUAUACAUAUACACGGAUAGUUAUAUCUAUAGUUAUAUACGGAUGAAACGAAAAUGGGCUACAAAGAUGUGAUCUCAAAAACAGUAGCCGUUUUUCGAAAAUCUAUUUAACUGUAAGAUGCCAAUAAUGAAAAGUCAAUCAAAUCAAAUGAAAAAUCAAGCAAGUCUUUCGAUGUAGAUAUUAUAAAAAUAAAGUGUCUAAAAAUGUUAGAAUGUGUGAAAUAUUUUUUUCUCUAUUCGUUUAUCAAUUUUUCUACUUAAAUGAUAUACCUAUUUCAAUAUACUUAAAUAUAUGUAUUUUGAAAUAUUUUUUAUACUUUUAAAAUUGUAUAUUACUUAGGCCAUAGUAAGAACCAGCACUGCCAUGAGAAGUCUCGAAAAUAUAUUUAUAUUCCUUUAAUUAAUGUUCACAAUCAUUUAUUCAUAAUAUUCAUUUCCAAUGUAUAAUCAUUUUGUCUAUUUUAAAUGAUAUUAACCAUCAUAAGUGUCGCUAGAGUCGCUCAAAAUCUAUGAAAUAAGGCUGAGUGUUUAAUUUAUAUGAAGUAUUUUACUGAAAACUGAAAAAAAAUCUACUUAAACCUAAACUUAUUACCUUCAUUACAAAGUUUUUUCACUUUACCUAGUUACAUAUUUUAUUGUAAAAUAUAGAAUUAAUUAGUUUAAACGUAUAUUGUAAUUAUUUUGUAAAUUGGUUGUAUAUAUUUUUUUAAACAAUAAAUAAUAAUUGUAAUGCGCGUAAAAAAAUAUUUUGUGUUUUUUUUUUAUUUUAACUAAUAAUGUCGAAGGCUGUAUAGACUAACGGGCGGUAUAUUAUGUAAGUUUAAUACUGUGAACUGACAGUAAAUGUUAAAUAUCAUGUGAUAUCUGACUUCGACAUUUUUAAUAUGAUUUUCGUUUGAUUUUUCAGUUUUGCAACUCUAGAACGUAGUCUGAAUUAAGAUACUAUGUGGUUCUAUGUCUAAAGUUAUUGUGAAAAGGAGUGUACAUAAAAAAAAUAAGGCUUAAGUCUACGCUGAUAAGGUAUCAGAUGGGAUAUUAUGAAAUAAUAAUUAUUUUUUGUUGAAUUCUAAAAUGUUUAUUCCUAAAAAAGUACCUUUAAUUUUCGAUGUUAAUUUAGGUCUAAGUUAAUAAAACACAGUCUUUAUGGGCACUGCCGGUUGGGAAGUACAAGGAGUUUAUUUAUGAUAAAAAAAAUGUUUUUUUUUCUAAAUAUUGUGAAUGGCACCGCGCACGGGUUUAAGGCUGCUAGAAUGGUUUAUUUUUAUAACAUACUAAUAGAAAAUGAACUAGAUUGCUGACGAAAUAUAUUUUAUUUUUCUAUGAUAUAUAUAGUGUCAUGUUAAAUAUAUUAGAGUUAGCAGUCAUAGGAAAACGGGUCUCGAAACAUAUAGUUACCAUACGGAUCCUGCAUUACAAGAUGACUAAGUAAUAGACGUUUACAUACCAAUGACAAUAACUUAAGUAGAUUAAUGUAACUUAGAAAUUGAAUUUAAAAUAGAAUAAAUGUUUAACUAUCAAUAUUAUACUUUUUUUUUUAUUUAAUUAACGUGAUAUUUUAAUAACACUGAAAUAGUUAUACAUAUAGGACUAAACUCACUUGAAUUUGUCUGAACAAUUGACUAGUUUUGAAUCUAUCUAUUUUAAAUCAUGCAACGUGGCGUAAACUAUUCAUUUAUUUAUCUGUUUCAGUAUUAUGCGAUUAAAUAAUUAGAAAUAUGUAUAUUAAUUGAUAGAAACAGAAAUGUGUUGAGGUGCCAAUUGAAAGUAAGUAAUGUAUAUUAUAAACGAGAAAGAUAUAUUUUUGUAAAAGAUGUCACUUACGUGGUUUUACAUUUGAAGACAAUACGUAAAUAUCGAAAUUGCCAAGACGAGUUAUUUCAUUGGUUUGUAAAUGUUAAUAUAAUAAUAUAGAUAUAAUAUGUAAUCACUGAUACUCCGUCCCGUUAUAAUAAUUUCUAUAGUUAAGAAAAAUUGUACAAGAAAAAAUAUAUUUUCUUCUACAAAAUAUACGAUACAAAAUUAAGUGUAAAAAAAAUAUUGUGUUUUUAAAUAUUAAAUAAUUGUAUAUUUGGAAUAAAUUUAAGUCAGACAAAAAUAGAUGCUACGGUGGUCGCAGACAUUAGACAUGACGGAAUACAUUUAGAUUUUAGAUAAUAAUAAUUUAAAUACUAUAGUCUUGCAAGUUCGUUGAUGACACUCCCAUGCAGGCGACGAGGGGAAAGACUGGGCGGGUGUGAAAUCGUGCGUAUGGGGAAGUGACCCCCGGUCCACUUCCGCAUCGGGAGUGUUACGAACGAAUUUGCCGAGCUAUAAAUACGUAACUGAAAGCUACCACUACACCAGACGGUGAAAUACCAUAAUGUCAACCAUAGUUGUUUAUAUGCAGUAUAUUUUAAUAUUAUUUAGCCACUUAUGCGACAAUAAUACUCUCAUACAGUAAAAAAAAAUCGGUUGUCUGUAAAGUCGGUUUACUGACGAUAGUUGAACGUGACAACGUUUUAAGAAAAUACUGAUGGAUGGUUGCAUUUUUCAAAAGAAAAUGUACUUUUUUCUAAAAUACUGUUUAAUAAUCUUCAUAGACCAGAAUAUACUUUAUUGCUUGUAAAAAAAGUUAGCAACCCUAGAGCGAGGGAACGACGCAUAACGUCAUCUUUUUCGAGUGUGCAGCGGGCUUCAUCAAAUUAUAAGACGUUGUCACGUCAAAAAAGUGUGUGUCAGCUCCGACGCACGAAUGGAGUUUACUCUUUCAGAUCGAUUGUCUAAAUAGGUGUAUGUUGCCCCGCAGUAUACACUAUGUACGUCUCAAUACUACGCCUGAAAAGCGAAAGGUGCGCAACUGAGGAGCACUCUAGCAGCGCACGGUGAAAGGUGCGCAGAAUAGGUUGCGCACAAAAAACGUAAAGCUGUCAUUCGUUCAUCGAAUUUUACUGCCCAUAUUUUUUUCAUACCGGGGGCUUUAUGUGAAAAAUCGAUUCUUAAGGAGUAAACUUCAAUACUUUUUGAAAUGGAUUAAUACAUAGUACCUACUCGUACGUUGUCUCGUCUUAAGUCUACGCUACCCAUGUGGUUAGAAGGCCAAUCGAAACCUAGUUUCAAAAUCCUUACACGAUUUUCUUUUUUAUUUAAUUUUUAAUAUUGUUAUAAUUUUUAUAAAAAAAAAGUCUAUCCUAUUUUUCCGAAUGGUGCUACUUAAUCUUUCUUUAUUGUUUCUUUCCAGAGCCAAAGACUUUGUUAAUGUUUCCCAUUUCUCUUUAUGUUUUACGUUACUUAUGUAUAUUUUUGCUUUGACCCUUUCGAGAAAAUUUUUUGCCUUUAUUUUUUUUCGGCAAUUAGUGUUGUAAUAGCAGCAAUGCGUUGCGAAUGCGUAACUUCAAUGUUGUAGGUGCAAGUAAUAUAAAUAAAUACUUAUUUAAUAUAAA